UCUUGAACAGUUUCUACAUUAGUACUUAUGUCAGUAAUCAUAGAAACGGAAUUCAUUAUUAACUAAGAACAAUUAAAUUGUACUGAUUUUAUACUAAAAAUGAUUGGUGUAAGGUCAUUUUUAGGUCCCCCGGAGUGUUUUGCUCCUUAUUGUUACUUAAGUAAAUAUAUUUUUGAUAUAAAUCAGCGCUAUGCCGAACUUGCGAAAAUCCUUGGAUUCUCAGACAGUUUAGAAACACCAAAAUUUGGUUGGCUGAAUAUACAUAUAUGUGAGCAACAAAAGUGUAUGAAAAGCCUAGAUAUAACAGACGUCAUUUCAAGAAAAGGUUACAAGUCUAUAGAUGUUAAAGGACAGAUCAAUCACAAGAAUUUAGGUACAUUUCUAGAGAGAAAUGAAACAUUAAAAUCAACAAAUGUGUCUCUGGUAUUGAUAAAUAAUAGCUUGGAGUUGUUGAGUGAAGUAAAUGCACUUAAGAGUACGGAAAAGGACAUACUGUUUAUAAUAAUAUUAGACAAAACUAAUGAAAAACAAUCAAUUUCAAAGUGUCAAACAGAGGAAAGAUCAAGUGGUAAUGUAUUAAUUACAUCAAGGGAGAAUGUGAAUGACGAUAUAGGUGAUAUGUUAGAACGCAUCGUACUUAAGACAAUGAAAACAAAAUGUGAAAAUGUUUACAAAUGGCUGAAUGAAAUGAAGUCUUCGGUUGUGAAUAAAUUGACCACAGACGGAAGCAGGAAACGAAAGUCAUUUGAUGAAGCCCGCUGUAAAAUUAAAAUGAUGUGCACUCAUAGAUUGACUAGCCACGAUAAAGAAAACGACAGUAUGUGUCAACAUUUCUACACACCAACAGGAAUCGACGACCACGUUUCUUCUAAUGACAGGAAUAUCAAUGAUAAAAACAAAGUUUGUCCACAGACAGGCGUUGAGGAAAAUAGCAUAGCAAAACGCACAGACAGUCGCAGCUCAUCGACGUCUACUUCUUACAGACAAGAAUGUAUUGACCGCGAUACCAUUGAAAGCUUACUGGGGGAAAUGGUUGCCCUCUUUAGUAAUAGUAAAGUUCCGCACUAUGAACGACCCAACCUCCCGCAGUAUGAGGAGAAGGAAAUCAUCGAGGAGCUCAGAACAGAAUUACUUGAUAUUUCUCCAUCUAUAAGGGGAGUCGGCUUUCGUUUUACCUGCUUCGUCGUAUACGUUGAAAGAACGGGGACAAAACGCCUUCUACGAAAAAUACGAUCUGUAUUAAGGAAGUACCAGAUAGAUGACUAUGAAAUACAAACCGUUUCGGAACAAAGAGAUUAUUGCCGAGUUGGUGCCAAAAUACGUGCAGCUAGAAGAUGCAAAGAUCAGAGCAAACCAGUGGAAGGUACUCUUGGAUGCUUUGCGAAGAAUACGGAUGGAAAAGAUACUAAUAUGUAUGCUUUAAUUUCGAAACAUGUUGCACAAUUUUGUGAUUCAUUUAAAAUUUCCUCUACCUCUGCUUCCGACAUAUUAUGUAAAGUGAUAGAGCGAAGUGUGACACAAACGGGUUUGGACAUUGCAGCUCUCUGGCUUGAUCUUAAUGACAAAAGUAUUAAAAUCUGCGCUAGAUAUAAAACUGAAAUGAUUGACGAUGAAUCGGCAUCGGGAAGUGCGGAAGGCAAUGACGGUUCUGACCUAUUACAAGGCAAACUCCAUCACUACUCUGAUCAACUCAAAUGUGGUCAAAGUGAUAUAGUAUGUAAUGGGCAGAAAGUGUAUAUUUGGGGAGCUGUAUCAAAACCCGGAAAAGGCGUGAUAACGAUGCGUGCUUUUAAAAGUGGAGAAAUGAAAGCAUUGAUUCAGGUCGAAGAUAGAGUGCCUAGUAUGGUAGGAGAGGUUCCAGAACGGUUUUGUUGUUCUGGAGAUAGCGGUGCAAUUGUGUGUGCGGAGGACAGGCGUGGUAAAUGUGUCCAUAUUCUGGCUAUGGUUAUGGGAAUUGCAAACGAAAAGGAAAUUAAGGAAAAUCCAAAAUUAAGAGGGAGAUAUUUAACGGUUCCAUUGUCGAGCGGACUUGAAGAGCUUCAAGACCGAACGGGACAUAUUUUUCAGAUUUGUGAAUGUAUAGACAGCUAGUUAUUUAUUUCUGCUGCUCUCCGAAGACAAUUUGUUUGAAGUCAAAUGACUUUAGAAUAAAAUUCAUGUUGGGUAAAUGUCAUAUAUUUGAUAGGAGCACGUUAGUAUUGGUAUUGAAUUGUCGGUAAAACGCAGUUCUUAUGCAAAACAAUUAAUAAUUAUUGUAAGGUUAAUAUAAUCUUGUUUUUUAUUCAGUGUGGUGCACCUAUAAAAAUACUCAUACAUGAUAUAUACAUGUUUUUAAGAGGUCGUAGUUUUUGAAGCCAGAUUAAAUUACAUUUAAAUAUUAAAUACUUUACUGUGUAUAUAACAGCAAAAUUUUACACUUCAGUAUAUUGUUAUCCCUGCUUAAUCCCUCUCUCUCCCAAAAAGCACAGACAAUAACGUACAGGUAAAUGUAAAUGAUACCAACUCGCAUGUCUUGACAAUGAAAGUAAAUACCUUCGUGUAUGUUUGUUUCUGUUUGUUGCUUCUAUGUUAUUUUUACUGUAGUCUGUGAUCGUGUCAUUAUUUCAUAUGCGCAGCAUCUGUUACAUGUGUAUAUUUUACAUAUUAAUAUUCUUUAUGGACUGUAUGGAGUGCUGUCUUCCCAGCAGCAUUUUUUGAAUCCUGUUUGUUUCCCUGACAAAACUAAUCAUUUUAUAAUCUUAUGAUUUAUGUACUAUAUACUUAUGAUACUUUCUAUAUAAGUAUUUACAACCACUUCCCACUACCGAAAUUCACAAAGGGUAAUUAACCGUUUAGAUUAGCGUUACUUACAGGUUGAUCCCAUGUAUCAAAGGCCUUGAAAGAGUAAUUUGUAAGAUGUCAUGAUGCAGUGGGUAAAAUGUGUGAAAAAUUCAACUUUCUAUCGUAAGUUCUUGUUGAGAUAUCCAAAACCCUCUUAUGGUGAGAUAUUCAAAACCCUCUUAAGGUUCUAGUAAGCUGUUUUUUUUUGUUUGUUUAUUUUUUUAAUUUUUUUUUUGGAUUUAACGUCGCACCGACACAUGAUAGGUCAUGGCGUCUUAUGGUUCUAGUAAGCUGUGGAACUAUGUAUAGUUAUCAGUAAGUAUAUAAGGUAUUCGCCAGGCGUGGAUGAUUUGUAUUAAUUCUGUCCUCAACGUAUACAACAUGGUAGGAUUUGUGCGCAAUUUAUUGGUUUAAGCCCUACAAUGGUGUUUAUGCCUCUAAGCGUUGAAAGCCAGUGCCUCAUUGUGUUUUCUAGUGUCCGUGUUGUCUAUUAGUUUCACUUUAUGUAUUUUUGUAUGUUUUACACAUACAUACGCUGUUUCGGGAGCCUGCGUUCUAGGGACGUGGCUGUUGCUGUUAGAUACAUGUCCUCCAUUCUCGUCAUUUGG
Mercenaria mercenaria is the source of this 3428-nucleotide messenger RNA. RefSeq lists its product as uncharacterized. The record is from RefSeq and is a predicted model, not a curated record. The coding region runs from base 100 to 2091 and encodes 663 amino acids. The transcript is spliced from 3 exons. Lineage: Eukaryota; Metazoa; Mollusca; Bivalvia; Venerida; Veneridae.